CCUGCCGGGAGGAUGGAGCUGCUGCCGGGCCAGGAGUGGCGGGCGCGGGCGGGGCGCCUCUGGGGGCUUCUGGGGGCGCCGAGGAGGGAGGAGCUGGGCCGCGCGCGCUCGCCCCGGGAGACGCUCCGACUGGCCGCCACCGCCCUCCCCCUCCGGACCCCUGAGGAGGAGGAGGAGGAGGAAGAGGAAGAGGGGGGCUGCCUGCGCCGCCUGGCCCGCCGCCUCUCGGUGCGGAAGGAGCCCCGGCUGGCCGAGCUCUGCAGGCAGGAGGGCAACCGGCGAUUCCGGGCAGGGGAGCACCGGGCGGCCGCCGCGCUCUACUCCCGGGCCUUGUCCCAUACGGAGGCUGGCAGCCCAGAAAUGGCCAUCUGUUACGCUAAUCGCUCUGCGGCUCUUUUCCAUCUUGGUCAGUUUGAGGUCUGCCUGGAGGACAUCGGACGAGCGCAGCAGGUGGGGAGCUGCCCGGAGAAGCUGCUGCCCAAGAUCCAGCUGCGCAAGGCCGAGUGCCUGCUGUUGUUGGGCCGGCUGCAGGAAGCGGCAGGCGCCCUCUGCAGCAUGGAGGAGAGCCUCUCCGCGGACCACAGGCCAGAGGCUGCCCAUCAUCGCGCGCUGCUGGGCCGGCUGGAUCAGUUGCGGGGCAGAGCCAGUGAAGACAGCGGGGCCUCCCUUUGUCCACCUGCUGUGCCUGGCCAGGCUGCACCGGACCCGGAGCCCUGGGAGGAGAGCGAGCGUGUCUCUGGCGCCUCAGUGGCCGUGAGCCUGGGCUUUUCCAGCUGCAAAGGGCGCCAUUUAGUUGCUGCUCAGGAUCUUCCUCCUGGGAAGCUGUUAGUGAGGGAAGCGGCUUUCGCCAGCGUCCUCUGUCCCGGGCAGAGCCUCUUGCUGGAAGGGACCGCCCAGGCCCUGCAGGAUGGCCAGCUGGCCAACCCCGACCUCCACUGCCACCACUGUCUGCGCCCACUGCUGGCCUCCGUGCCCUGCCGAGGGUGCAGCUACAGCAGAUAUUGCAGCCCUGUCUGUGCCCAGCUGGCAUGGAGCAGCUAUCAUUGGGCGGAAUGUGCCCUCGGAGGGCUGCUGCUGGCACUGGGCGUCUUCUGCCACGUGGCCUUCCGGACUGUGCUGGUGGCCGGCUUCGCCCAAGUGAAGGCCUUGGUCACCCAGUCGCAGGAGGGGGACACCCUGGCCGUGGCAGCGGCCGCAGAGAAGGAUGCCCUGCUCAUUCCUGGCUGUGAGGCCGACGGACGGUACAGUGGCUCCUACCGGGCUAUCUUCAGCCUUCUGCCACACACGGAGCAGCACAGCCCCGGCCUCAGGUUCCUCUGCGGGCUGAGCGUGGCAGCCUUGUGCAAGGCACUGGAGGAUGCCAGCCUGGAAGCUUGGAUUGUAGUGGGGGGCACGAAAGAAGAGCCGGGGGCUGUGGAGAAGGAGGGCGGCCCCACUGUGCUGGAAGUCUUGGGGGAGGCCAUGCUGCGUCACGUCCUGCAGCUGCAGUGCAACGGCCAGGCUGUGACCACCCUGCGCCCGUCAGGGCCCGAAGACGGGCUGGUGGCUGGCAGCGGGCAGGUGCGCUUGGCCACGGGCUUCUUCCCAGCCCUCAGCCUGCUGAACCACUCCUGCGACCCCAACACCAGCGUGGCCUUCACUGGCUGCACAGUGGAGGUCAGGGCCCUGCGCUCCAUUCCUCGUGGGCAGGAGCUGCUCCACUGCUACGGGCCCCACAGGUGCCGAAUGGCGGCUGCCGAGAGGCGCAGGCGGCUCAUGGCUCAGUACUUCUUUGAGUGCCACUGUCAGGCCUGCUUGGAGGAGCUGCAACCCAGUGAGGCCCCUGAGGCUGGCCUCUUCCGCUGCCCGGCCUGCCAGAGGCCCAUGCAGGGGAGAGACAUCCUCCGCUGCUCAGGUGAGACCUGUGACCACCUGGUUCCCGAGAAGGACUUCCACUGCCGGCUGCUUCGUCUUCAGCGCUUGACCCAGUCAGCUGAGGAGCUCCUGGAGCACGACAAGCCAGGUCAGGCCCUGGAGCUGCUGCAGAAAUGCCAGCUGGAUGCCGAGAGCUUCCUGUCUCCAGCACACCUGAGGAUGGGCGAGAUCGAGGACCGCCUGGCCCAGGUGAAUGCAGCAACAGGGAGGUGGCAGGAAGCGGCCAGGCACCUGCGCAGGAGCAUCCAGGCCGUGGAGGCUCAUUUUGGUCCCACCAGCAUUGAAGCUGGCCAGGAACUCUUCAAACUGGCCCAGGUCCUCUUCAACGGGCGCUUGGCCUCCGAAGCCCUGCGGGCCAUCCAGAGGGCCGAGGCAGUUCUGUGGGUGCACCUGGGCACAGAGAGCAAUCAGCUGCAGGAGCUGCGAGAGAUGAGGACCUGCCUGGAGGGGCUGCUCCAUACUGCCCCCACAGCAGCAGCCAAGUUGCUGUGAGGAUACACCAGUGGGCCUGCUGCGAGGGAGGGGCUUGAAAAACCCCCUCCUGCCGCCCUUUAAGGGCCAAAGCAAGAAAUCGCCGGAUGGUGUGCAGAGAGUGGUCAGCUUGGGCUCUGGCUUGCUGAUGGACCUGGCGGGGGCUGAGAGGGUCUGCCGGAUCCAACGGCCUCACCACCCACGCAGCCUUGCCAGGAUGCCAGGCCUGGAUCUGUGCCAGACUAAGGGCAUCAUUGCCCCAAAGGAAAAGGGGCUGCUGUGUUUGUUGACUCAGCUGAGGGGGUUUUGAGGGGUGAUGGCUCUUCCCUCCCUGCUUUGCCUCCUUCUCUCUCCUCCCCACCCCCAUUGUUUCUCCGCCAUCUGCUGGAGGUUGAAAAAGCUGUUUGGGAGGCUCUUUAAGGCAGAAGCUCUUUUAUUGGACCAUGGAAGCAAAACCAGCUGCAGGACACAGUCAAGGACCCACCCGCCUUUGCUCCUGCAUCUGGGGGUGGCGUCCCGUGGAGCGCUCUAGGCCUGCUGAGGGUCGAGGAUCUUUCCGAUGAAGAGGAGGGUGCCGGUGUCGUUGUCGUAGAGCACAAACAGGAAGGGCCUGUCCAGGGUGUAGACGAUGGGGAAGUUCAGCCGAGUGGCCUCCGUGUCUGAGGCGAACACGGCGCUGACCCCAUCUUCCCCAAACUCCAAGGCCACCUUGUGAUGCACGUGAGAUAGCCGGAGGGCCUUGGCGGAGAUCUUGCCCAGGUUCGGCGUGGAGAAGAGAGGCUGGAGUCCUGCGGACCAGGAAGGGACAUUGCUGCUCGGCUGCCACCUUCUCCUCCCCUGAGGCCUGGAGGCCGAGUGACCUUCCCGCCUCGGUUCAACAGCCCCCUCCCCCCCAAGGGACAAAUGGCUCUCAACCAUUGCCAUGGCUCCUGUGGCGAAGAACAGACAUUUGGGGACGCCCCCUUGUCCCGUGGAAGGGCCGGCCUGUGGCCAGACCCAUGGAGGAAACGUCCCCCCCCACAGGGCACGUACGCAUUUCCUGAAGCACCUCCCCCAGCCUUGUCUCGGCCACCAGCCUCAGCCGUGGCACGCUCAGCGCGGCCUGGACAGUCUUUAGCUGCUUGUCGAUGUCGUGGACGAACUCGGCGGUCAAGCUGUCCUCAAUGAGGGUGAAGUUCUGGGUGAGGGUCUCAGGCAGGAAGAACAUGAUGCUGAGCCCUCCGGCCAGGGGCAGCUGGGCAAUCUGCAACA
Messenger RNA from Ahaetulla prasina, 3636 nucleotides. RefSeq names its product SET and MYND domain containing 4 (gene SMYD4). Lineage: Eukaryota; Metazoa; Chordata; Lepidosauria; Squamata; Colubridae. The transcript is spliced from 11 exons. Gene Ontology annotation, molecular function: protein binding. Bases 13 to 2406 code for a protein of 797 amino acids. The record is from RefSeq and is a predicted model, not a curated record.